This is a messenger RNA of Theobroma umbraticum, 3457 nucleotides long. RefSeq names its product vacuolar sorting protein 39-like. Gene Ontology annotation, cellular component: cytoplasm; membrane. NCBI's taxonomy places the organism in Eukaryota, Viridiplantae, Streptophyta, Magnoliopsida, Malvales, Malvaceae. Gene Ontology annotation, biological process: autophagy; endosomal vesicle fusion; vesicle-mediated transport. The record is from RefSeq and is a predicted model, not a curated record.
UUAAAAUAUUUACUCUCUCAAGAAACGACGCCGUUUCAACAAUCUAAUUUGCGAAAGGCAAAAGUUUUGUUAUGGACUACAAAGCGACGCUGCAAUGAUUUGAGAAGACACCCGAAACGAAACAGGGAAAAUGGUGCACAACGCCUAUGAUUCCUUCGAGCUCCUCAAUGAUUGUCCUACUAAAAUCGACGCCAUCGAAUCCUACGGCUCGAAGCUCCUCCUCGGCUGCUCCGAUGGCUCCCUUCGAAUCUACGGUCCAGAUUCCUCUGGUGCCGACCGGUCUCCGCCGUCCGAUCAGCACGCGCUGCGAAAGGAGCCCUACGCUCUGGAGAAAACCGUUGCAGGGUUUUCAAAGAAAGCUCUCCUUUCAAUGCAAGUGUUGCAAUCGAGAGAGCUACUCUUAUCUCUCUCUGAGUCGAUCGCUUUUCAUCGGCUCCCGAACUUGGAAACCAUUGCUGUGAUCACCAAAGCUAAAGGCGCUAAUGUCUAUUCUUGGGACGACCGUCGAGGCUUCCUCUGCUUUGCUAGGCAAAAGAGAGUCUGUAUUUUCAGGCACGAUGGAGGGCGAGGGUUUGUGGAGGUGAAAGAUUUUGGUGUACCAGAUACAGUGAAGUCAAUGUCAUGGUGUGGUGAGAACAUAUGUCUAGGUAUUAGAAAGGAGUACAUGAUAUUAAAUGCCACGAAUGGUGCAUUGUCGGAGGUGUUUUCUUCCGGGAAGAUAGCACCACCUUUGGUUGUUGCUCUUCCCUCUGGGGAACUUAUACUUGGGAAGGAAAAUAUUGGCGUCUUUGUGGAUCAAAAUGGAAAGCUUCUUCAAGCUGAUAGGAUUUGCUGGUCGGAAGCUCCUAUUGUUGUUGUCAUCGAGAAGCCAUAUGCAAUAGCUCUGUUUGCAAGACGUGUUGAGAUUCGCUCUCUUCGAGUUCCAUAUCCAUUGAUACAGACGAUUGUCCUCCAAAAUGCUCGUCAUCUUAUAAAAAGUAACAAUGCUGUAGUUGUAGCAUUAAACAAUUCUGUUUAUGGGCUCUUCCCUGUUCCUCUUGGUGCACAGAUUGUCCAAUUAACUGCAUCUGGAAAUUUUGAGGAAGCAUUGGCCUUGUGCAAGCUGCUUCCUCCAGAAGAUGCAAGCCUUAGAGCUGCGAAGGAGGGGUCAAUUCAUAUAAGAUAUGCUCAUUAUCUUUUUGACAAUGCGUGCUAUGAGGAGGCAAUGGAGCACUUUUUGGCAUCUCAAGUAGAUAUUACCUAUGUGCUUUCUUUGUAUCCGUCCAUUGUUCUUCCCAAAACAACUGCAAUUCCAGAGCCCGAGAAGUUAAUGGACCUUUCUCUGGAUGCUUCACAACUUUCAAGAGGAUCAUCUGGUCUGUCAGAUGAUCUGGAAACCUUGCUUCCACAACUAUCAGAAUCUGACGAGAAUGCAGCACUUGAGUUCAAGAAAAUGAGCCACAAUACUCUCAUGGCUCUCAUUAAGUUCCUACAGAAGAAGAGAUACAGUAUUGUAGAGAAGGCUGCUGCUGAGGGAACAGAAGAGGUAGUUUUAGAUGCUGUUGGAGAUAAUUUUAGUUCGACUAGGUUUAAGAAGUCAAACAAGGGGCGUGGUACCAUUCCGGUUAACUCAGCUGCUAGGGAGAUGGCAGCAAUACUAGAUACAGCCCUCCUCCAAGCUCUGCUUCUUACUGGACAAUCUUCAGCAGCUUUGGAAUUGCUGAAAGGUCUUAAUUACUGUGAUGUAAAAAUAUGUGAGGAGAUUCUUCAAAAAGGGAAUCAUUAUGCUGCUUUGUUAGAACUUUAUAGAAGUAACUCAAUGCACCGUGAAGCUCUGAUACUUCUAAAUCGAUUAGUAGAAGAGUCAAAAUCAAACCAAUUGCAAGCUGAGCUCAUCCAAAAGUUCAGUCCUGAGGCAAUUAUUGAAUAUCUGAAGCCUCUUUGUGGCACCGAUCCCAUGCUUGUCCUUGAGUUCUCAAUGCUUGUUCUUGAAAGCUGUCCAACACAAACCAUUGAGCUUUUUUUGUCUGGAAAUAUUCCAGCAGACUUGGUCAACUCUUAUCUGAAGCAACAUGCUCCAAACAUGCAAACCAGGUACUUGGAACUUAUGCUUGCGAUGAAUGAAAAUGGGAUCUCAGGGAACCUGCAAAAUGAAAUGGUACAAAUCUAUCUCGCAGAAGUACUUGAAUGGUAUUCAGAACUAAGUGCUCAACAGAUAUGGGAUGAGAAGGCUUAUUCUCCAACUAGGAAGAAAUUAUUGUCUGCAUUGGAAAGCAUCUCAGGAUACAAUCCAGAGGCUUUGUUGAGACGUCUUCCUCCAGAUGCUUUAUUCGAAGAGCGUGCUAUUUUGUUAGGAAAAAUGAACCAACAUGAGCUUGCAUUAUCACUAUAUGUUCAUAAGCUUCAUGUACCUGAACUGGCCCUGGCCUAUUGUGAUCGGGUUUACGAGUCUGUGGUUCAUCAACCAUUGGUUAAAUCUUCUAGUAAUAUAUACCUCACUCUUUUACAAAUCUAUCUGAAUCCUCAAAGAACAACCAAGAACUUUGAAAAGAGAAUUACAAAUUUGGUAUCAUCCCCAAAUGCAAGCAUCCCAAAGUUUGGUUCAGCGGCUUCAAUUAAAGCUAAAGGAGGACGUAAGAAAAUUGCCGCAAUAGAAGGUGCAGAGGAUAUGCGUAUUAGUCCCAGUAACACCGAUAGUGGUAGGAGCGACGGUGAUGCUGAAGAAUCUAGUGAGGAAGGAAGUUCUACUAUUAUGCUUGAUCAGGUAUUUGAUCUUUUGAGCCGAAGGUGGGAUAGAAUCAAUGGAGCUCAGGCACUCAAACUCUUACCGAGGGAGACUAAACUACAGAACUUGCUUCCAUUUCUGGGACCUCUUUUGAAAAAAUCCAGUGAAGCAUACAGGAACUUCUCUGUUAUCAAGAGCUUGAGGCAGAGUGAGAACCUACAGGUGAAAGAUGAACUCUACAACCAAAGAAAAGCUGUGUUGAAGAUCUCUAGUGAUAGUUUGUGCUCUCUCUGCAACAAGAAAAUAGGAACAAGCGUAUUUGCUGUCUAUCCAAACGGGAAAACGCUGGUGCACUUUGUUUGCUUUAGAGAUUCGCAAAGUAUGAAAGCAGUAGCCAAAGGCUCACCGCUAAAGAAGCGAUGAGGACAAGCAGUGCUUUUCACAUAAUUCGGGGCCAGCAAUACAGCAGUGGAAGUUGAAAUGGGCUUCAAUGGCGACACUGCAACGCGAAUGGGAGUAUGUCCGAUAUUUGAUUGAGAAUCACCCUAUAUUGUUUUGUGGAUUUGUGUGAGUGUGGAAUCUGGGAGACUCUUCUCUUUCUUUAUUGUAGUAACUCCUCAUUCUGGGUUACUCCGGAUUUAUCAAAACGAGUCUUGUAACUUUUGCUGUAAAAAAAAAAAAAUUAAUGUAUCGCAUUUGUGUAAAAAUGGUGGGCAUUAGAUUUCACGGCGGAAGUGCUUUAUCUUGGUCGUA